AUGGAGGUGGUACCGGCCGGAGACGAAGGACCCAACUUUCCACUUAACACGGCCGUUAAUCUUGAAAACCAUAAAGAUAGCUCCAUUAGACUUGUCCUGGUUCAAGGCUAUACCAUUAUACGGCGCCACAGGCACGUCGUUACCGUAAACAAAAGGCGACCAGAUGUUUACGUCCUUGUGGCCCUGAUACACAGGUGGUAUGACUGUGUAGUAGGUAAUUUGCUGGCUGUGGUAGGAGGCGUACACGUCCAGUUUGUCGUAAUAAAUGCCGAUUCUGGAGUUGCGGUUGCGGGAGUUGAUGGUGAUUUGGACUGUGGUGGAGAUGAUAUUGGGGGCGGAGACGAUGGCCCAGACGAGGAGGAUGAUAAAGAGAAUGAUGAAGACGAAGAUAAGGAGGAAGGCACAGCACCGCCGGAUGAACUUCUGCCGCCUUUCCUUGUGGAGGGUGCACUUUUCCGCCAUGGUUUGGUGGCUGUGGUGGUGGUGGAGUGUGGAGUUUGGCUGAAGGCCUCUCCACAUCACUGCCACUGUGCGCGGCCUCUCUACAUAGCUCAGGAGUUCGCAGGGGGCGGCGCUCACGAGGAAGAGGAUAUAGAGAGUCUCCGGCGACGGUGCUCUCCAGUGGUUGCGGCGGCAAGUUCAUUGUGGUGCUUUUCCGAGGCGGCGGUUGGUGCGGUGCUCACAAGGAAGAUGUUAGAGAGAGAGUCUCCAGCGAUGGUGCUUUCCCGAGGCGACGGCGGCGGCAAGUCCAUUUGUGAGGGAGGGUAG
Molecule: messenger RNA, 768 nt
Organism: Fraxinus pennsylvanica
Lineage: Eukaryota; Viridiplantae; Streptophyta; Magnoliopsida; Lamiales; Oleaceae
Source: the annotation of a GenBank genome assembly